This is a messenger RNA of Lactuca sativa (garden lettuce), 1944 nucleotides long. The record is from RefSeq and is a predicted model, not a curated record. NCBI's taxonomy places the organism in Eukaryota, Viridiplantae, Streptophyta, Magnoliopsida, Asterales, Asteraceae.
CUUGACUCGUGAAAAAGAAGGGCAAAAGAUCGAAAAUAGGAAAAGUGAAAGAAGAAGGGGGCAGUUUUUCGUUUUUCGUUUUGAAGAUUCAAGAUCAGAUCUUUGGGCGUGCAAUUUCUGUUUUUUUCCGACGUUUUAUUAAAUAAAUAUUUUCAUAGUCAGCAGAUAUAUACUUGGAAUUUCUAUCAACCUGGCAUCAAAAUUUUCUCUCCCCAAUUGUGGUGGUGGGAUUUUCUGAUUUGCUGAACAAAAUGGUUUCUUUUGAUACGAAGAACGUUCUUGAAGAUUUGUUGUCGCUGAUGCUGCAUGGAAGAAGAAACUAAAUCUGCUCUUCGAUGGUCAGGGUUUUUCCUCUUCGGUGAGUUGUUGUUCAUUUGCAUCUCCUGCAACACUUUGUUUGUGAUGAUUAUGCCCGAUUUGCAUUUCUUUAGGAGGGUUGGGGUCGGAAUCCAGGGACUGUAACUAGAACACCCUUUGCGUCCCCUUUGAAUUGAACUGUGCUAUUAUCAAUCCGCACUUGUUUCAUCGAUUGUAACGAAGGGGUUUUCAUCUUAAUUUUGGUUUAUCACUUUUGAUCGAUUGUUUAGUAAAAUAGAGGGUACAUCCGGAGUGUAGACUGAGAAAAUGGGAUCAAACGGGCGUGGUGGCGAGCCCCAACUACCAAAACCAGAUGGAUUGGCAAGACAAGGUUCAUUGUAUAACCUAACUUUAGAUGAGGUUCAACAGCAAUUAGGAGAUCUUGGAAAACCCUUAAGUAGUAUGAAUCUUGACGAGCUUCUUAAAAGUGUUUGGACUGCUGAAGCAAAUCAAGGUAUGAUGACGUUGACAGGUGGGCAGGCGGAUUACACCCACCAUGGGGUGGGUCAAGGUCAACCUUCAUCUCUAGCUCGCCAGUCAAGCCUUACUCUUUCUCAUGAUCAAAGAAUGAGAACUGUGGAUGAAGUAUGGCAAGAUAUCCAACAAGGUCAUAAGAGUAAAAGUAAUAACAAUAAUGCUGAUAAGAAGGGUAGUCGAGAGAGACGACCGACACUAGGUGAGAUGACAUUGGAGGACUUUUUGGUGAAAGCAGGGAUUGUUGCAGGAUCUUCUCCUGGAAAGAAAAAUACAGGUGGUGGUGGUUCUGUUAUAGGAGGAGUUGAUUCAAAUGUGGGACAUGGACAUCAACAAGCACAAUGGAUGCAGCAGUAUCAGGUUGCACCAAUUCCACAACAUGUGUAUAUGACAGGUCAUCAUCCUGUUCAACAAUCUUUGCCAAUGAUGGAAAUGGGGUAUCCUGAGACACAAAUGGCUAUUUCUCCUUCACAUUUGAUGCAUAAUUUAUCGGAUACACAGACUCCUGGAAGGAAAAGAGUUGCUUCUGGAGAUGUCAUGGAGAAGACUGUUGAACGGAGGCAAAAGAGAAUGAUCAAAAAUAGAGAAUCUGCUGCACGCUCACGAGCAAGAAAGCAGGCUUACACCCAUGAACUGGAGAACAAGAUUUCACGUUUGGAAGAGGAAAACGAAAGACUUAAGAGACAGAAGGAGGCGGGGAAUGUUAUACCAAGCGCACCACCACCAGAACCAAAGUACCAGCUGCGAAGAACAAGCUCCGCUCCUUUCUAGCAACAUUUCUUUCUUGGUGAUAAGGAGAUAUCAUGUAGAGAGAGAGAGAGAGAGAGAGAGAGCCAUUUCAGUUUUUACUUUUUUACUUUUUUACUUUUUGUUACUUGUUAGGAGACAUGGUUUUGAUUGAUAUAUGGCUUCUUGUGUUUGUUUGGUACUAGUGUUGUUUCUUAGUUUAAUAGUAGUUUUGUUUGAAUAGUGUAUCGAUCUAUCUAUCUAUCGUGGGUGAUUUGAUGGAUUCAGGACACCAACACUAUUCCUUGUAUGUACUAUGUAUAUUGUUAAGAAGACAAGUGUGAAUCUUUGUAAUCACAAUGUCACUAUUAAGUUUUUCUUCAUAUA